UCAGUGAUCAGACAAGAAAUUUUUAUUUAUUUUCUUUGAUGUCCAAUCGUUCAAUGGAAACUAGAUUUUGUGCAUUGUGAUGUGUAAAUAAUAGUGUUAUGUGUGGGAAAUGCUUAUGAGUUCAACUCAUAUCAAUAUAACGCUACAGCCAAUGCGUGGAAUACAGAAACCUUCUAAAUAACACAUAACAAGUGGAGAUGGAAGGCCAGGACCAGAUGGAGAUGAAGUUCAGCGGCAACAGUGAGGUCGGAGGCCUGGAGCUGUGUAUUGUCUGCGGAGACAGAGCAUCCGGGAGACAUUAUGGUGCUAUCAGUUGUGAAGGUUGCAAAGGCUUCUUCAAGCGGUCGAUCCGCAAGAAACUCGGUUACCAGUGCCGCGGCAGCAUGAACUGCGAGGUUACGAAGCACCAUCGUAACCGCUGCCAGUACUGUCGGCUACAGAAGUGUCUCGCGUGCGGCAUGAGGAGCGACUCGGUCCAGCACGAGAGGAAGCCGAUCGUGGACAAGUCGAAGGGAGAACAGCGGGAGUCGGGCAUGCAUGACCGACAGGCCGCCUACUCCAAGUUCCUGGGGCUGGCGGGGCAGGCGCAGGCUGGACAGAUCAAUCCUAAAGAAGAGCCGAGCGAUGCGUUCGGCGCGGUGUCCCCCGCGCCCGCGAUCAACUUCGCGCUCGCCGCCGCCGUCGCUUUCAACAAGGGCAACCCAGUAUCACCGUACCUGACCCCCGGCAACGCGGGCGACAUCGAGGGCGCUCGCAGACAGCAGCUUAUGCUUCAGACACAGCUCGCCAAGAACCUCUUCAAAAUGGGACAGUUUGGUGCAAUAAACGAGUAUCUGCAGUCGGCCUACGGCGCGACUCCCCCGGAGGUCCCACUCGCGGCGCUACACGCUGCCGCUGAAACACAACAAGCUGAGGGAUGCGGCGAAUCGAUCCUGAGCACGGCGGAGUCGCAGCAGCUGUGCGUGUCGCUACCGGGCGCCGCGCCCCCGCACCUGCGGCUGCACGCGGUGUGCGAGGCCGGGGCCCGCCUGCUGGCCGCCGCCGCGCGCUGGCUGCGGGCCGUGCCCGCGGCCGCCGCGCUGCCGUUCGAGAUCCAAGUGACGCUGCUGAAGAAGUGUUGGCCGGAGCUGUUCGUGCUGAGCCUGUCGAUGUUCUCGCAGCAGCUGUCGCUGAGCUCGCUGCUGCCGCAGAUGGUGAGCCACCUGCAGGCGGUGCUGCGGGAGCGGGCCAGCAACGACUGCGUCGACCGGUCUAAUGAUUUGGCUAUGCCCGAGAUAACGGCAGCGGAUUACAGUGACGAGCGUGUGUCCGAGGUGAGCAGCAGCCUGUCGCGGCUGCAGCAGUUCAUCGCCAGCAUGGAGCAGCUGCGCGUGCAGCAGCGGGAACACGCGCAUCUGCGGGCGCUGUGUCUGUUCUCACCAGAUGGCGUACCAGACUUCCUAACCCGCAAACUGCAGGACUACCAGAUCAAAGUCCUGCGGUCUCUCCGGGCCUCCUGCCAGCAGGACGAGGACCGCCUCGCGACGUUACUGCUGCAGCUGCCGGUGCUGAGAACCUUCUCCGGGCCCUUCCUCGAAGACGUGUUCUUCGUGGGAUUCGUGGGUGACGUCAGCAUUGAUGACGUCAUACCGUAUCUGUUGAAUGCUGAGCGCUAAAGUGUGUAGUGGGGUUGGAUGAUAUGUGGUACCUUGAAUGAUAAAAUUGGUGGAUGAUUUUCUCUAUUAUUCUACACUGUUUUUAUAAAUGAUGUCUGUUUGUAUUCUGCUAAACAGCUCCACCGAUUUCGAUAAGAAUUAUAACGAUCUAUUUUGAUGCAAGUUUGACAACCUAUGUCUCAGCUGAAACUGUGGGGAAAACUGAUACUAAAUACAUUAAGAACUCAAAGCAUUUUCCAAUAUUACAAUAGACAAUUACACCAUUCAACCUCCAAAUAAUUUAUCUCAGUUUUAAAUAACGUAGCAUUAUAUUGACUGUCACGGUAACGCAAUACGUCGCUUGCUAGCGAUCAUUCCUUCAUAGUUAUAAGUUUAAUGAAUAUUUUAUUUAUAUAAUGUAAGACGAUUAGUGGCUAAGAUAUCUAAGAAAUGAACUAUCAAUUCGAACUAUCACAGAAAAAAAAUGCCUUAUUAAAGUCAUUGCGUAGUCAACCUAAGAAAAAAGUAGGGUAUUUAAGCCCUAAUAUAGACGUGAAAUUAGACGGUAUUUUUUGUCCAUGUAUAACGUAUACCGCAAUAACCUUAUAUCUUUAUGUUGUGAACGAAAAAGUGAUCUAUCGAAAUACAAUAAACUUUGUAACACUCACUCAAUUCGGCGGCUGUCAUGUGUAGUUUAAUGUGCAGUGUCUAUAUUUUAAAUUAUGAAAGACACAUUAAAAAAACAACGAAUAUCGGUAAACCCAACUGUAUUGGAAUUUUAAACAGAAUCUAUGGUAUCUAAAUAUUUUUAUAGAUAUUUACUAAUUUAAAAUAUUAUAAGGACUUUAUAAAGUAAUAAUUAAUAGACG
Molecule: messenger RNA, 2503 nt
Organism: Trichoplusia ni (cabbage looper)
Lineage: Eukaryota; Metazoa; Arthropoda; Insecta; Lepidoptera; Noctuidae
Gene: nhr
Product: nuclear receptor subfamily 2 group C member 2
Exons: 11
Coding region: 198-1655 (485 amino acids)
Biological process (GO): regulation of transcription by RNA polymerase II; cell differentiation; anatomical structure development
Molecular function (GO): nuclear receptor activity; RNA polymerase II cis-regulatory region sequence-specific DNA binding; zinc ion binding
Source: RefSeq, a predicted model, not a curated record